Molecule: messenger RNA, 2073 nt
Organism: Metarhizium acridum CQMa 102
Lineage: Eukaryota; Fungi; Ascomycota; Sordariomycetes; Hypocreales; Clavicipitaceae
Source: RefSeq, a predicted model, not a curated record
AUGGCUUCCAUGAAUGGACAUCAAGAGGUUGUGAAGCUCCUGGCUGAUAAUGGGAUUGGCGUGACUAUUAAAGACAACAAAGGCUGCACGGCGCUAUUCAAAGCCGUCGAGAGCGGAUUUGUGUCCAUUGUAAGACUCCUAGUCAAGACAGAGGAAGUCUCGGCAGAUAUCAAGGGGGGGAUUAGACAAGAGGCGUUGUUAUUUGCGGCUGAAAAGGGCUAUACAGAGAUGAUCAAGAUACUUCUUGAGAGCAAUGUAGAUUGUGACAGCAUUGACCCUGUCGGAAGUAUGGCAAUGUCACUUGCCGCCGCCAAUAGAAACACGCCUAUAGUUGAGCUGCUGCUGAGGAAAGGGGCAAAGUCAGCCAUCGAAGAUGGCCAUAAAAGGACGGCUCUACAUCAUGCAGCAUGGGGGGCCUUUGCGAAUUUGGCAGUCAGCACUGCAUUUGGCGGCGGAACGGGGCGCGAGAAGAGAGCAAAUGCCAACGUGAAGUCUGACGACGGUCAGACAGCUUUACACCGUGCUGCUUGGGGUGGCUCUCUCGAAUUAGUGACAUUACUGCGCAAGAAUGGUGCUGAUCCGUCCCUUCGUGGUAAGAGUGGCAAUAAGCCGUGGAAGGUAGCUGCCGAGAAGGGCCAUGAAUUGAUAGUCAAGGUGCUUCUGGGUGAGGAGCACAGCCUCAAAGAAGAAUGCAUUUUGGAAGAAAAGGCAUUAAUAUCUGCGCCUCGGAUGGGCUAUUCAAUCGUAGCCGCCUCGUUAUUGGAAAGGGGUAUUGAGACAGCCGUCAGGGAUAAGGAGGGGCGGCGGCGGACGGCCCCCCGCCUAGGCGUCCAGAACGGCCAUGUGGCAGUGGUCGAGGAGCUGCUUGAAAAGGGGGCAGAUGCCAAUAUCCAAGGCGAGAAUGGACGGACUGCACUACACUUGGCGGCCCAGAAUGGCAACUUGGAAAUCGUUCAGAUACUGGUUAAAGACAAAGCAGAUCCGCAUGUUCGCGAUGUAGAAAGAAGAAAAGCUUGGCCUCUCGCCGCCGAGGCGGGCUAUAACCAGAUCGUUCGGCUGCGGCUAAAACAGGAGGUCGACCUGCAUUCCCAGGGCCAAAACAGGGAGGAAUUAUUCCUGCAGAUGGCGAAACGGGUUGUUUAUAAGGACGGUCAAGAUACAUCGGGAAAGACUACAGUCCGCUUGGCUGCUAAGAAUGCUCAAGAGGAGGUAGUCAGGCUACUAUUGUGGAAGGGUGCAGACCUGGGCAUUCCAGACUCAAGGGGCCAAACACCAUUGUUGUGGGCUGCAAGAACCGGGAGCAACAAAUAUGUCAGCUUGUUCCUUGAGAUCAUCUCUAGCGAGCCCCAGAAGGAGACUCAGAAUGGACCUUUUGAUGAUGCUGAUAGCGUGUCCUCUGGCGAGGCUGGUGAGGCGUCCCUCAAAACCUCCUCCAGCAUAGAUUGGAAAGAAUCCCCCAUCGAAGCUGCCGUGGUUGACGGUUCAGCAACAGUCCAGGCGAAGAAGCAGAUUACCAACAAGGAAGCGAUAAACCACAACGACUACAAGGGUCGGACAGCACUGCUAAUAGCCAUCGAGAGGAAUCAUGACAGUGCUGCGAAGCUGCUGCUCAACAGAGGCUCCCCGGAUAUCGACAUACGGGGCUUAAUGCGCAAGAGCGCACUGCAUCUGGCAGCAGAGAAGAACAAUACGGAGAAAGCGAACAAGCCAAUUGUCGAAAUGCUACUCAAGAUUGGAGCUGAGGUAAACAUCCAGGACUGGAUGGGUAGAGCGGCGCUUCUAUUGGCGGCCGAGAAUGGCGAUGGGCAAAUCGUUGAUCUUCUGCUGAACAAAGGUGCCCAGCAACAACUCGAAGACUCGACGGGACGAGCUCCUCUACUCAUGGACGUUGCACAUGGAGACAAGGUCGUGGUGAAGCGGCUUCUAGCAGACAUUAAUGCCAACUUGAGAGUUACAGACUCAAAGGGCCGAAAUUUGCUAAGUCUGGCUGUUCUCAGCGGAAGCAAAGGUGUGGUAUGGUUGCUACCGGAGACAAAGGUUGGUACCAACCGGUUGGCAAAAGGCUCUGGCUAA